Messenger RNA from Ictalurus punctatus (channel catfish), 5555 nucleotides. RefSeq names its product inositol polyphosphate-5-phosphatase Jb (gene inpp5jb). Gene Ontology annotation, cellular component: plasma membrane; cytoplasm; ruffle. Lineage: Eukaryota; Metazoa; Chordata; Actinopteri; Siluriformes; Ictaluridae. Gene Ontology annotation, molecular function: phosphatidylinositol-4,5-bisphosphate 5-phosphatase activity; phosphatidylinositol-3,4,5-trisphosphate 5-phosphatase activity. Gene Ontology annotation, biological process: phosphatidylinositol dephosphorylation; negative regulation of peptidyl-serine phosphorylation. The record is from RefSeq and is a predicted model, not a curated record. The transcript is spliced from 14 exons. Bases 579 to 2600 code for a protein of 673 amino acids.
GGAGCGGAAAGCCGAGGCUCGGUGUCUGUAAUAUGGAAAGACUCCGGUAUCUAAACGUGUAGCCGAGUUGUUGCCUCUGUUUGCGUGCUCUCGAGCGUUUCGGGCCCAUAGUGAGUGUGAGUGUGUGUGUGUGGGGGGAGCGGCAUCGCGGAUGCGCGCGCUGUAAACCGCAGCAGUGAGAUGUUCCGCGCGCGCUGCUGAAGGUCUCAGCUUUCACGCGCCUUUUCACACUGCGGACCCUCAUGUCUGCAUGUCAUUGCAGUCGGUUUCGCCCGGGUUUCUUCUUCUGAUGCUCCGAACACUCGGGUGCUUUCAUGUAGCAUAGAAACGGAAGUGGCAGUUUGACCGGAAAGUCUCUUUAAUUUCCUUCACAGCGCGCGCGGUCGAUCAUUCGCAGACUCAAUCAGACGGUUUUAAUGAGGACUCGUUAUUAAAGAGGAUUGUCCCCCUGCACCUAGUCUACAAGGAGGAGACAUCUUGCACUGUGGACCUGGACGGAAACCGGGUUGAGAAAUGUUUGACUUGCAGUACCUGAGACAAAGCAGAGAAAUAGUCAUUUCUAGACAAAUCAGACAGUAAUGGAGCAGCACAGCCAGAGGAAUCCUGAUGUCCAGUCAUCUUCAGGAGAACUGAAAGCAUCUACAAAGGACUCUACUCUUGUUCCAGUCUCAGAGAGCUGUUCCGCUUCACCAAGCACACCAGCUGUAGCUCUGACUAGGCCAAGGAGGCCCCAGAGAACCCCCCGGAUAGAAGGAUCCACUGACAUAUCAAAUCCUGAGGUCCCAGACUGUCCUGAAUCGAACCAGGACAAAGACGACCCUUCUGCUCCCAACAAGGCCAGCCAACGGUCAGGUCCAGCCCAGCAGCUCCAUGAUGACAAACCCUGUAGACCAUCCACUCUGGCUGGACAUACUGCGUCAGCGAGGAGCCACAUCUCCAUGAGAGCAGCCUCGCUUCCUCAGGCACCAUCCUACAACCCGUCACUCACAGAUCCCUCCGUUCACCCUCAGAGGGCGCUCUCUGUAGCCGGAACAGCGGAUACAAAGCCUCAGUCUGACGAGGAUUUCAGAGUGCACAUAAUCACAUGGAACGUGGGCUCAGCCAUGCCCCCAGAUGACAUCACUUCCUUGUUGGGGCUGAACGUAGGCGAUGGAAAUACAGACAUGUAUAUUGUAGGAUUACAGGAAGUGAACUCCAUGAUCAAUAAACGACUGAAGGAUGCCCUUUUCACCGACCAGUGGAGCGAAGUCUGCAUGGACACACUCAGCCGCUUUGGCUACGUGUUGGUGACAUCACAGAGAAUGCAGGGUGUAUUGCUGCUGGUGUUUGCGAAGUACUACCACCUGCCUUUUAUCAGAGGCAUACAGACUGAAAACACACGCACUGGGCUGGGGGGAAUCUGGGGAAACAAGGGCGGAGUGAGCGCUCGGAUGUGUGUGUUCGGCCACGCGAUAUGCUUCCUGAACUGCCACCUGCCGGCACACAUGGAGAACACGGAGAAGCGCAUGGAGGAUUUUGAGAGCAUUCUGCAGCAGCAACAGUUUGAAGGUCAAGCCGCUAUGGGAGUCCUGGAUCAUGAUGUUGUUUUCUGGUUUGGGGAUCUGAACUUCCGUAUUGAAGACUUGGAGAUGCAUGCGGUUAAGGCAGCUAUUGAUAAUAACAAACUUUCCAUGCUGUGGGAAAAAGACCAGUUGAACAUGGCCAAAGACACUGAGACUGUACUGGAAGGCUUCCAGGAAGGACCUCUCAAAUUCCCUCCUACAUACAAGUUUGAUGUGGGAACUAACACCUAUGAUACCAGUGGGAAAAAGCGUAAGCCAGCAUGGACCGAUCGCAUUCUGUGGCGGAUGAGGCCAAUGGCUCUAGCUAGCAAUGUGUCCAGGCGUAGCUCGGUGUCAGGCCUCACCACCGGCACUCGAGUUACACAGCACUUCUACCGCAGUCACAUGGAGUACACUGUCAGCGACCACAAGCCCGUCUCCUCCAUCUUCACCCUGCAGUUCCCAUAUAAGGUGGACAUCCCUUUGGUAACACUCAUUGUAGAGGAUGAAUGGAGGGACGUGACUGAUGCCAUGGCCAAAUUUAAGGUGGUGCACGGUUACUCCAGAAGUUCCUGGGACUGGAUUGGACUUUACAAGGUUGGAUUUAAACAUCAUAAAGACUAUGUGAGUUACACUUGGGCUAAACAGGAGGAAUCAGAUUACCUGAGACAGGAGCACCAUGUCACCUUUGCAGAGGAGGAGUUACCAAAGGAGUCUGGUGACUACAUUUUGGGUUACUUUAGCAACAAUAUGAACUCUAUUGUGGGCGUUACUGAGCCAUUCCAGAUCCAGUUGCCCUCGUCCAGCGCGGCUGGUCUCAGUCCCUCCGACAGCUCAGAUUUUACCUCUGAGGAUGAGGUCAAGAAGGGCAGCAGCAGCAGUAGCCGCAGCGCCACGCCCACCGAGCAAGAGGGAACCACCCACAAACCCCUUUCAGGACACGACUCAUCCCAUUCCACUUCCAGCUCAAAGGCUGGCAGCCCCGUUAAAACGACUGACUCCACAGAUGAUCGAGACUCAAACUCAGGGAAAAACCGCGGAAAGCCACAGGUGCCCUAAACGAGCACAAUGAGACGCUGGAGCGGGCAUGAGGAUGUAGCGCAGGAGCUUAAGGAUUCUCACUUGUGCUUUUGCUGUCUCGUGACGUUGUUUGUUACUUGGAGUCUUACAUGUGGAAGGACAGAGUUACAGCGGUGGACUGAAUUAAAGUCUUUGUCUUUUUUUCCGCAGUUCAUGUCAGACGUCAUUCUCCAACUUUCCUUUCCCCCUAUUUUAAUCAGCUACAAACAGAAUGGUUCAAUUCUGGGAUUUUAAGAAAGAGCAAAGCACAAUAGUUCGAUUAAAAUAUUUUUUAAAUAAUACAUAAUGAGGAUUUAGCCUUUGGUGUUUUCCAAUGUAUAUAAUGCCUUUUAAACUCAAUCAGGACACUCUGCAGUGGUGUUUGUUGAGGGCAUCGCAGGUCUUUCCUAAAUCUCUGUGAAACUGCCAGGUUUUCAGGUUUCUUUUGCUGAUUAAAAUGCCUUUGCUGACCGCCGCACUAACGAUAAGAGUGAUUUGGUGGUAGCACACGUCAGCCGGUUCUAUUUUCUCUCAUUAAUCUGCCAGGACUCAUCCGGGGCAUUCGUUUCUUGUAUUGACGAGAAGUUAGACGUUUACUAUCAGUGUAGGGACCUGCGCUUUCAUCCGCUAAGCUCCAUACGCUGUAUGUCAGGAGAGGCCGAUCCAUUGUAGCAGCCGUGUAUUGCUAGCAGAACAUGAUUAAAUGUUAAGUGUUACACAGGUCCGUCUGCGCACCCGUCGACUCUCCCACGUGAAUUUCACAUCGCUGGAGUCAUAUCGUCCGUUCCUUGCUUUGCUGUGGUAGUGUUCUUCUUACAGUUGAGGUCUUGAAAGGCAAACCUUGACAGAAAUCUCCGAGGUCAUGUUCUUCCACGUCUUUUAAGAAUCCAAUGCUAAACGAAAUGUGCACGCGCUGCGUAAGCCUAGUAUAGACUGUGCAAAAGGGAACCAUGUUGAGAAAGAAAAGAAAAAACUUUUUUCUUUAACCGUGACCGUGACUGGGGAAAAAAACAAACGCGUUAGCAAGAACUUAUUCAUACUUUGUGAAUAAAUCAUACAACAAUAUUCAAGUUAAUCUAGUUAGAUGUGUGGAAGAACGUCACAUAAACGUUUUUGUGCCUGGUUAGAUUUGAUCUUAAGUGUCACGCAGUACUACAUCACUGCUGUAACUGUAACUGUGGAGAUUCUGUGAUUGUGUCAUCUGGUAUUUUCUAGGAUUUGUCCUGUGUGGUGAAGAUCUCUCUCUAAAUCUCUCUCAAUCUCUCUCUCUCUUUCUCUCUCUCUCUCGCUAGUUCCACUGAUUAGCAGUUCCGGUAGCUGUAGUCCAGUAUCUGGUGAAUCUCAGUGCACCGUUUAGGACCAGGAGUACUAUUUUACACAGCGUGCUAUGUAAGUGUAAGACCGUGUAUAUGUACUUACGCGUUUGUAUGUGUGUGACUGUACUGUAUGUCAUGCAAACAUAUUGUGCUGUGAAAAAGCAGAAUUCAAAGCUGCGUGAAAUUCUAAACGACCCUUAAACUUUAAGGUUAGAUAAAAGGACGAGGUUGGACGUGUUUUAUGUAGUUUCGCGCUUUUUAUAUUUUUCCAUGUAGAACUACUAUAAAAAAAAAGAAUAUAUUUGAAAAAGCAUAUUAAUCAGAGCCAUCCUCACAGAACAGUGACAUGUUGUAGUUAGAUGUAUCAGACCUAUUUGAGGUAAUGAUCCAUAUUACACCUAAGUGUAAUAUCACCCAAUAUCAAGUGGGCUGGACCAACAAAAAACAAAACACUUUAAUAGAUCAAUAACAAACGAGCAGAAUGAAUUCUUUUGGAAGGAGACAUGGUGACGGCGUCAAAUUUUUUAGCUUGCUGAGAAUUAUAUCGUUUAGCAAAUUUUGCCGGUCGCUGAUUUUAUGGCCCUGAUCUUAUUCCUGUGUGGUAACGGUGCUCGUCAGAUUUACUCAGAUUAACAUCAUAUUUGUAGUUUUAUAAAACUCUUACAAUCAUCCUCCUGGGAGCAGCGAAACAUUACGGGCUGGAAAUAUUUUUUUACUGACGGGCGUAAAAGAAACAGUGCUGUCUCCUAAACAACGCGGGUGUGAUGUUUCUGCUAUUGAACGCUUGACCACAGCUUAUGAAAACAGGAUAUACUUUUUACAGCCUGUAUUUAUUGAAUUAUUACUGAGCUGAGAGUUAUUUAUAUGCACUUAUGCUUCUCAGUUCUUUCUUUCAUUCAUUCUUUCUUUCUUACAUGACAGAAUCAAUCUCUUAGGGUCUAUUUCACCUACAGUCCUCAGUAUUGUGGUUAGAGAGCUUUGGGUCAGGAUUAUGAAUUAAGGGUCAGGUUUAGAUCUUGUUUGUGUCUGUAGAAUAGCUGGGACUCAUCCCUGAGAGGGAAAUUGUUUAUGUAUAUGGGUAGAACUGACAAUCAUUGCCAAAAAAAAAGAAAAAGAAACUAUUGUGUUUAUAUAACGUGAUAUUGUAUGUAUAUGUGUAUUAAUUGAUAUUUUUACGGCAUUAUAUAUACUAUAUGCAGAAUGCCAUUCUGCUGGCCAGGGUCUUGAAGGCAUUAUAAAUAGGCAGGUUUUCAUUUAAAUUACAAAAUCACAAAUGCUUUAUUUGAAUGAGGGUGAGUCAAAGGAAAGCGAAUGAAUAAAUAAAUUAAUAUAUAAAUAAGCAGGUUCAAUUCUAAUUUCUGUUGUACUUUUAAGAGUUUCAUAUGACUCACCCUUGCAUUUCGUUUUUUUUUUUUGCAUAUCUAAUUGUAUAUCUGACCUGAUGUAUUUUGUUAAAUCAGAUCCGAUUUAUUCUGUAAUGUAUUAUAUAAUUGAUUAUUUUAUUUCAGAUUUUAUUGAAGUGUAGUACUUUAUAGAUUAGUGUAUUUCAUUGAUGAAGGUUCAUCUGUGAUGGAAGCCACGUGGCCGAUGUUGUCGAACACUAGUGUCCAUAAGAAAAUAAAUCCUUGUCAAUGUGAAA